AGUAUCUUUAUCUUUUUGUCUUAUUUUAUCACACUUUGUGCAUUACAGUUGUUUGAGUUUGUGUUUUGAUGAUUAUGUGCAUGGAAAGAAUAGAUUCUCUUGGCCUGGCCCCAAUUGAUACUGAGAUCGAUAGAACAUUUUGAGGACAUGGAAGAACCGCAAGGUUACAUGCUCAACCAAUGGUGGAACAAGAACAACCACAACAUAGGCCGAGGAAGAUGGAGUCUUUCUCUAGACCAAGUGUGGACAACAUGCAAUCACCGAUACUUCACCCAACUGUUCCUAACAACAACUUAGCAAUCAAGAUGGGGAUUACAUCCACGCUUAAGAAUGCAGCUCAAUUUCAUGGAUCAAUGAGUGACGAGGCACAUGCUCACAUCAAUUCGUUCUAUGAUCUCACAAAUAUUAAGACCAAUGGAGUCUCCUAAAGCAAUUCAACUAUGACUUUUUCCAUUCACUUUGAGUGGGCUGCGAAACAAUGGUUGAAAAAACUCAUCCUCAUCACUCAAUCACUUCUUCGGCGGACCUAUGCGAUAAAUUCUUUUCUAGAUAUAUUCUACCCUCAAAGACGGCGUUAAUGCGGAGUGAGAUUCAAAUGUUUAAGCAAGAGGAAGAAGAACCUAGAUAUGAAUCAUGAGAGAGGUUCAACUCACUUCUUCUCAAGUGUCCAUACCAUGGAAUAGCCGACUGGAUACAAGUAGAGAGCUUCUAUAAUAGAUUGACUCAUGAAUCUUGCCACUUGAUUGAUGUCGCUAGCAGGGGAGCAUCCGAAACAAGUAAGUAGGUGAAAUGCAAAAGCUAAUCGAGGAAAUGGCUCUCAAUAGCUAUGAUUGGGGUGAUAGAAGGUGAGGAAAGAAUAUAAAGAAAGAGAAAUUUACUACAAGUUGAGGAAUCAUCAUCAGUGGUGGCCCACAUACAAGAGUUAUCAAAGAAGAUUGACUUAGUUUCAUCUGCAUUGAAGGAUAAUUGCAAGCAAUAAUUGAUGAAGUGCGGUUAGUGUGUAGGUGUCAAUCACGAUUUGGAAGAUUGUAAAGCCGUGAUCGAGGUCUCAAUCCAAUACGAGAAAUCAAACUUUGUGGGAGGCUAACAAAGGGGUUACAAUCCUUAUAGUGCAACCUAUAUCCCGGGAUGGCGAAAUCCCCCAACUUCCGAUGGUCUUCACCAUCGGAAAGCAAGUCUUUCGGAUUUUCAAGGUCAAACCCCGAUGCAAGCCUCAUUCCAAAGAUCAAACCCAUCUUCAAGUUAAGGUCCAUACUAAGAACAAAGCCGACCUUCGUAUUGUUGGUUAUCCAACCUUGAAGAUAUGAUGGGACAAUUUAUCUUGACAGCCACAAGAAGAUUAGAUACAAUUGAUAGGUUUGUGGAGAAUCCUACAAAUAAGUUCUCAACCUAGGAGGUGGGUCAAAGAAAUUAACAAGCGACUCUUCAGAAUCUCAAAUCACAAGUGAGCACCAUAGCUCAAACCUUAGCGGUGAGACCUUAAGGAGCAUUGUCGGGCAAUACGGCACCAAACCCAAAGGAAGGAUGCCAUGCAUUAUCUUUCGAAGCGUCUGACCUUUGAAGGAAAACUCGAGCCCGACAAUUCAUGCACCUAUGAGGGAAACUCCAAAAGAGAUUUCUCAAGAGAAGGAGCUUGUUGAAGAAUGGACAGAAGCUCCCACCAAAAUCGAUGUUGGAAAUAAAGGACUUCCGGAGAAACCUCAAGUGGUUGAGUACUUCCCCAAGGUUUCAUUCCCAAAGAGGGUGCUUGAGAGUGAUAUGCACCAUGAGUGUGCAUAAUGGAAAAACACGCUCAAACAAUUCAAGGUGACUAUUCCUUUCUUGGAAAUGGUGACGAAGAUUCCCAAGUACAUCAAGUUCUUAAAGCAGAUUCUAUCAAUAAAGAAGAAGAUGGAUGAAGUCGUCAUAGCAACUAUGAGUGAGGUAGCCUCGAUCUCUAUAGCUUGCAAAGGAAUGCCUCCAAAUAUGAGUGACUCAUGUGUAUUCACCAGUCCGUGCAUGUUUGGAGUGAAGAAUUUUUGCAAUCCCUUGACCGAUUUGGGCUCAAGCAUCAACAUCAUGCCCACAAGAAUAUACAAAGAGCUCGGGAUUGGCCACUCACUCCAACAAAUAUGAAGAUCGAGAUUGCUAACCAAUUUUUUGCUAAACCUUGCAGAAUAGUUUAGAACAUUCUAGUAAGGUGUGCACAUUUCAUCUACCCCGUGGAUUUUAUUAUUAUUCUUGAUACUGAUGGUUGUGUUUAUGCAUCUAUUAUACUUGGAAUGUCGUUCUUAGCUACGACAAGCACCAUUAUCGAUGCUAGUGAAAGGAUGAUUAUCUUUAGGUUCGCUGAAGAGGAGAUAGGGUAUAGGAUGUCCCCACUUUCCAAUCUACACAAGUACUACCAAUGGGAGAAUGUGGAGAAAGAUUGUGAACCGUUCACACUUCCUAUAACCCCACCCUCGAGUCCUCAUAUUGAAUUGUUUAAUAUGGUUUCGCAAAGUGAUCCGAAAGAUACACGGGUGAUGAGAAAAAUGACUCAAGAAAGCCAAUGAUGGAGAAAGGAGAGACAAGUUCUCCUUAUCACAAAAAGAUACAAGAGUUUGAGAACAUACCAAGCUAUAGCGAAGGAAACUACAAAAGUUUCCUCUUGAGACAAGAUAUCCCAAUCCCAAGAGAAGGGACAAGAUAAACAAAUGUGAUUCGAUUAAGCUAGCUAGGAGAAGGAAGAGUCUGGGAAUGCUAUAAGCCUCUCACGGAAGUAGACGUUGGUGUAGAGAUGCUUGGUUUCCAUAUCCAUCAUCAACCGUUCGAGAAGCACUUUGAGUCAAUAGCUACGACCAAAGUGGCCAAGACACUUCAGGUCCACCACUUUGGUCUCUACCACAAGAGUGAAUACUAUGCAGCAUACAGUGUGGAGGAUGGAGCCAUCGUCACUUAGCUCUUCCAAAGGAAAAGAGUCUAGUGAAAAGACUUCUAAGGUCCGCUAGUUGGAAGGCACCCCAAUAAUUUCGGUUUGCACUAUCUUUACCUUUCUUUUAAAUGAGUUGUUUGAAAGUUUAAGUUUGGUUAACUUAGUUGAUGUUUUUAUAGAAAUGUAGCCCUUGUCAUGUUUUGUUUACCUUCGUGCAUGUUGGAUUUGAAUAGGCUAAAACCUUAGGCAUUGUGAAAAAGAUCUUUUUCUAUCGGUGGCAAGAUCGUGGUUGCAAGGCUAAUGUUCGCAGCCGCAAUCUUUUGACCCUUGGCCGCUAUCUUGCUCGCGCGUAUUUAAGGGGAAGUGAAUUUUUGCUUUCAUGUCCCCUCUCAAACACCAUGUUCACAAAGCUCUUCCAACCCUUUUGAACAUACUUCAUCAUGCCUCAUUUCCAAUCAUGUUUUUAAGUAUUGCUUGGUAUUUUGGGAUUUUUACAUGUCACUAAGCAAGCUAAUGUAAUGUUUUCAACAUUUCUAUUGGAUAUUUACCUUAGCUAAGUCAAAAUGUGGUUGAAAGUAAUGAGAGUUUGGUACAUUUUUAGGAAAUGGCAUGAAUUAUUUUUGCAAUAGGAUCGUUGACCAUACUUUUAUGAUAUCAUACGGAUUGGGAGGCCUUGGUUUGUCUAGCUUUCAUGAAUUUUGAUGUUUUUUGAUAUGCCUGCAAAGUGUUCGAUGAAAUUCCCCAAUCACAUAACAUAAUAGUUUUUUGAUCCUAUGCUCUACAUAUGAACUUGUAUACUCAAGAUAGAACCUUGCAUGAGCUUGGCUUAUUUAUGGAGAAUGAAUGUCAUUUUUAUUUGAAUAUAGCCAUUACCUCAUGCUUCCUCAUCUAUGCCCCAAAUACAUAACUACACUUAAGUUUGGGGGUGCAUAGAUGGUUGUCAAGGAUGUUUUACAAAGUUCAAAUGUAGGCGUGUGAGUGGAUUAAGGGUUCUUGUGUACCUUUUCCAAUGCUUGUUCUGUGUAGGGAACCCACAAGCACAAGGGUUGCUCCGAGGGGAGAGCUCCCAACAUUCGGAGAGUUCCAACUGUCCUAGCACCCAUCAAUACUGAAGGAAGAAAAAUAGUCAACUAACAAAAGUAAGUGAUCUUGGAAGUAGAGGAACCACAACCGCCACCUUUGGAGCACUCUAAUGAAUAAAGUGGGUGUAGCGUCUAAUAUAACAUGUAGUGGCAACCCGUUUUAGAAUAACGGGAAUGCCUUUUGGGAAAAUUUAAACGGGAGAUUCAAAUAGCUUUAUCGCGUCUAAUCUCCACCUUUUGACUUUUCCAUCCUCAAUGUACGUCUCCUCAUGGGCUGAGGUAUAGGCAGGAGAAGGAGUCUCAGAUAGCUUUACUGCGUCCACCCUCACCAUACUACCUUCCAUCCUCCUAACCACUCUUACUUGCUUGACCAACAAGCACACAAAUAAGUGCAUUAAAAUCUCUAUUAAUCAUCAAUAGACGAAUGACUACUUAAAACCUCCAAAGACACAUUCUAAAUGUAAUAAAUUUGUCAAGAAAGUGUUGAAAAUAACCGAAAGAGCAUCGAUCCUUUCACCUACCUCAGAGAGUUCUUUUUUUUUUUUGCACCUUGCGCAUGUCCUUUUUCAUUUAAGAACAUUCUUAUCGGCAUUUUCCGAAUCGAGUCAAGCAAGGAUGGAGGUAGCUAAGCGAAGCUAGUUACUAAAACCCCGGUUUUGAUAAAACACAUCGGGGGGAGAGAUAUAAGAGGCUUCGAGUUGCAUGAUUUGGUCAUAUAUUUUGCUUGGGGACAAACAAACACCUAAGUGUGGUGGAGUUGUAAAUCCAAAUUCGUGUUAUUUAGCCUCCAUAUUAUAGGUAUUUUCUUUUCAUUCUUUGGUUUCAUGGUUAAUAUAUAUUAUCAUUUGCAUCCCAAAUCCGUUCCUCGUAGCAUUUCAUGUCGUAUUAGGGUGCAUUCGACAAUACUUGCAUUCUUGGCACCAAAACAGGGUACUAGUGUUGGCUUUGGAGCUAAAUAGGAAGAUCGCGGCAGAAGGCCUAGAGAUCACGACCGAGAAGACGAGCUCGGGAACUUCAACCAAAGAUCAUGGCAUCUAGAGAAAGAUUGCAACCGCGAUUUUGGAGAGUUCAACUGUGAACUUAGGAAGCCAUCAUGAAGUCGUCACAAAAGGCCAAAAAGAUUCGGAUGACACUUUAUUUAUAGUGUUUAUCACUUCCAUUUUUGGUACAUGAAAUUAACCAUUGAUAUCUAUGCAUCUUUAGUGGAUUUGACUAUUUGAUGCUUUUAUGGUGUUAUUUUUUUUUUCAAGGUUAUAAAUCACUCAAGAUGAA
This is a messenger RNA of Linum trigynum, 5247 nucleotides long. The record is from the annotation of a GenBank genome assembly. Lineage: Eukaryota; Viridiplantae; Streptophyta; Magnoliopsida; Malpighiales; Linaceae.